AUGCCGCAGCCCGAAUGGGGCGAAGGCCUCGAGCGUCCCGCACCCAACUACCCCGAGCCUCCCGCAUACGAAGAGUACAUUCAGCCUCCCGUCGAGCCGCAACCUCAGCCCGACCCUGAUAUUCCACAGCCGAUAAAUUACUUCCCACCGAGACUCCCCGCCGCAGUCCCUCGUGCUCCUGCACCCCCACGGCCACCUCCAUAUCCACGUCAAAAUAUACUCCCUCCUCUCAAUCUCCCCAGAGGUCUCCAACUUGGUCCUGAUAAUCCUGUACUCAUGGCCGUUAUACCACCCGAAUACCUCCCCUCUAUCCUCAUCUGCCACGUAAUAGAAAACGAUCUCUUCCAGAGACAAGUCGGUAACAUAUAUCUACGUGGUUUACACCCUGGCAUGUCAUUUUAUGAGAUCAAGGAUAUGUUGGUGGCAGAGGGAUUAGGUAUCGAGAGGAUGAAUAUAAGAAUUAGAGUAGACGAUGGGGGAGCACAGCGAGAAUUGGCGGAUUGGGAGAGGAGAAGGACUUUGGGGGAUGGGGUGGCGGUGUUGGUGGAUUAUCCGAAUGGUUUGAUGUUUGGGGAGUGGGGGUGGGAACCCCUUUGA
Messenger RNA from Botrytis porri, 597 nucleotides. RefSeq lists its product as uncharacterized. The transcript has a single exon. Lineage: Eukaryota; Fungi; Ascomycota; Leotiomycetes; Helotiales; Sclerotiniaceae. The coding region runs from base 1 to 597 and encodes 198 amino acids. The record is from RefSeq and is a predicted model, not a curated record.